Messenger RNA from Bipolaris maydis ATCC 48331, 1050 nucleotides. Its product is annotated as Metallo-dependent phosphatase-like protein. The record is from RefSeq and is a predicted model, not a curated record. Gene Ontology annotation, molecular function: hydrolase activity. NCBI's taxonomy places the organism in Eukaryota, Fungi, Ascomycota, Dothideomycetes, Pleosporales, Pleosporaceae.
AUGCUUCUCGAGCAUCUGAACCCCUGGUACCGCCCACCCUCUGAAUUCGACCCAGCAUCCUUAGCCGCCCUCUCGUUCCAAGCGCCUGUCAAGCUCCUGCUCCACCACACCUACCAGUUCCUCAGCUACCUGCACUCAACGCCCAAGCCUCUCCAGGAACUACCCAUACGCGUUGUUUGCAUAUCGGAUACGCACAGUCAAAUCCCAGACAAUGUCCCCGAUGGCGACGUGCUCAUCCACGCUGGCGACAUGACCAACGACGGGAGCGUGGCCGAGAUACAAAAGCAGAUUGAUUGGUUGAGUGCGCUGCCGCACAAGGAAAUCGUAGUGAUAAGCGGGAACCACGACACGUUUCUCGAUCCGAGGGUGCGGGCUUCGCUGCCGGAAGAGCAGCGACGAGACGCGUUGGACUGGAAGAGAGUGCACUACUUGCAGCACCGACGCGUUAGUCUCACAAUCAGGGCCCAGCCUGUGCAUGGUGACGAUGCUGCCAUGAGUGUCAACACGCCGUUGCUGGCUGCGGAUCGAUGCCAGAGACGCAUACGUAUAUAUGGCGCGCCGCAAAUACCCGCCUGUGGCCCUAUGAAUAUUCACGCGUUCCAGUACGAGCGGGGUCAAGAUGCUUGGUCGGAGACUGUGCCUGAGGACAUAGAUAUUCUGGUUACGCAUACACCACCGAAAUUCUACCGCGACCUUUCGUUGCCAGUAGGCCUGGGCUGCGAGCACCUGCUGGCCGAGGUUCAACGUGUGAAGCCUGCUCUACACGUCUUUGGUCACGUACACUGGGGAGCUGGACAGACAGUCGUCUGGUGGGACAAAGCACAUGACGCCUACGUGCAAGGGCUAUCGAUCCAGUCCAAAUGGACUCGUGGGCUGCUGAACCCAACACUGUGGUGGAAUGUCGUAAGGGUUAUUUACCGCGGCAUAAGGGAACUACUAUGGGAUCGGGUAUGGGGAGGCCAAAGCCCCAAUACUAUCAUGGUCAACGCAGCCCAGAUGCAUGGAAACACAGGGCGUCUGGCCAACUCCAUCCAAGUCGUCGACAUCUAA